GUCUUCUCUGGGUGGGAGGUCUUCUUCACCACUGUCUUCAUCCCCAUCCUCUACUCCUUCAUCUUCCUCCUCGGCCUCGUGGGGAACCUCUUCGUCAUCGUGCUGACGGCCAAGAAGAGCGGGGGCAAGAGGAUGGUGGACACCUUUGUGCUGAACCUGGCGGUGGCCGACGUCAUCUUCGUCUGCACCUUGCCCUUCUGGGUGGCGGCGGGGGCGCAGGGGAACCGCUGGCUGCUCGGCGUGGAGCGCUACCUGGUCAUCAAGAAGGUGCUGGACACCAAGACGAUGGGUUCCCGGAGGCACAUCCGCGUCACCUGCGGCGUCAUCUGGGCAGUGUCCCUCCUCCUGGGGGCCCCGUCCCUGCUCUACCGGCAGCUGGAUGGGGAUGACUGCUGGGAUGAAGACGGAGAGGACUUCAGUCUGGCCAUGGUCUUCCUCACCUUCCUCCUGCCCUUGGGGGUCAUCUCCUUCUGCUACUGCUCCAUCUACUGCCGGCUCCAGCGGCACGUCCUGCUCUUCUUCCUCGCCAAGGGGACGCUGGUCCUGUCCCAAAGGCAGGAGGUGGCCCUGAG
Leptosomus discolor (cuckoo roller) is the source of this 572-nucleotide messenger RNA. The record is from RefSeq and is a predicted model, not a curated record. NCBI's taxonomy places the organism in Eukaryota, Metazoa, Chordata, Aves, Leptosomiformes, Leptosomidae.